Pieris brassicae (large cabbage white) is the source of this 2847-nucleotide messenger RNA. RefSeq names its product mucin-2-like. The transcript has 6 exons. Lineage: Eukaryota; Metazoa; Arthropoda; Insecta; Lepidoptera; Pieridae. The record is from RefSeq and is a predicted model, not a curated record. Bases 155 to 2569 code for a protein of 804 amino acids.
AAUUGGCGACUACGUUCUUGUUAUGUUGAUAUCGUCACUAGUCAGUCGCUACUGGCUAAACGUUGCCAGCCGGGCCGGACUUUCGUCUGGAGUUUUGUGUUUUUGUGCCACUUGAGGCACAUCAGGGGAUCAGCCGCCACAAUACAGAGAUAAAAUGAAUGUAAAUACAGCUCCGCUCGGCAAGUUCUGUGUAGUAGAGUGGAUCCAGGGCAGAAAAGCCGGUCGGCGCGAGACGGUCUCGCGGGACUUAGUUCAGUUACAGCCUGAGCGAGGAUCUGGCGCCUGCAAAGUCCGUUCACCAUUCACGGACUCUAACCAAUAUUCUCCUGCUGUUUUGCACUUCCAUAAUGACGAUUUUGAGAUUAUCUCGAUGUGGCUAUUGCUGUCAAGAAACACAUCGGAGAAGAACGCUGUGGUCCAUAGCGACAAAGCCUCAAGAAAGCGCCAAAGACAGCUUUCGCCGCCGGCAGUUCAGCGUGUGGGAAAAGGACAUACAGGCCACGGCGGGCCACGAGACUCGACGGACAUGCCUCGAUACAUCGUGGUACAAGCAGAUGUUUCUUUGCGUAAACAGUACGCUUGUGUGCCGAGAAGCUGGAUUAUGCCGAGAACCAGCACUAGCCUGCCCUUCGGCGCCUCCUGUUUUGCGGCUUGGCCGGCCGACAUGGAGAAGCUCGGCCCUUGGGCUCGCCUUGGCUGCUCGCCCUCACCCGAUUGGGGUUUGCGGCGCGUAAUCUGCGUCUACGGCACAGAUAACUAUGACGCUGGCCAGGAUUGGAUUCGGACAAUGACAAAUGAUCAGCCAAUUUUCUCAGGUGACCCUCGUCUGGCAAAGGUGCCCCGCAUUUACAACUCUUCGCGCCGCUUUACCGGUCACCAGUCUACGACCGCGCCACUUCCGUCAAUAAGCGCAGUCGUCAAUGAGCUCCAUGAACUAUCAGUCUGUCAUGACACAAACGCCUGCCCUUCAUUCUUGCCGGCGCCGUAUGAUACAGAAGAGUUUCGGAAACUAAUAACAACAUAUAAUUGUAUCCCGAAGCCCUUACGACCCGCGACUGCUGUACCAGAUCACACGGUCGCACCUACACCAGUUAUGGGCUCACUCGCUAAUCUUCCCUAUGUACAACCUUUACGAUCUACCUCACUCCGUGCAAACUCCUCUUCUGCUGCUAUGAAAUCACCUAAAACUACAUCGUUUUCUACUUCAGCGAGAGUUAUGGUACAUAAUGCACCAUCUACUCAUGCGUCGGAGAUAAGAAGGCUCCAAAAACCUUCAGUGCCUAUCUCCCUACCACUAUCUAAUCUCGCACCAGCCACCUCUAUGCCAUCAUUUGGGUUAACUUCAGCGCCUACCCCUCUUCCAUUAUCUAAUCUCGCACCAGCCACCUCUAUGCCGUCAUUUAGGUUAACUUUAGCGCCUACGCCUCUUCCAUUAUCUAAUCUCGCACCAGCCACCUCUAUGCCGUCAUUUGGGUUAAUUUCAGCGCCUACCCCUCUUCCAUUAUCUAAUCUCGCACCAGCUAUCCCGUCAUUUGGGUCAACUUCAGCGCCUACCCCUCUUCCAUUAUCUAAUCUCGCACCAGCCACCUCUAUCCCGUCAUUUGGGUCAACUUCAGCGCCUACCCCUCUUCCAUUAUCUAAUCUCGCACCAGCCACCUCUAUCCCGUCAUUUGGGUCAACUUCAGCGUCUACCCCUCUUCCAUUAUCUAAUCUCGCACCAGCUAUCCCGUCAUUUGUGUCAACUUCAGCGCCUACCCCUCUUCCAUUAUCUAAUCUCGCACCAGCCACCUCUAUCCCGCCAUUUGGGUCAACUUCAGCGUCUACCCCUCUUCCAUUAUCUAAUCUCGCACCAGCCACCUCUAUCCCGUCUUUUGGGUCUACUUCAGCGCCUAGCCUUCUUCCAUUAUCUAACCUCGCACCAGCCAACUCUAUCCCGUCAUUUGGGUCAACUUCAGCGUCUACCCCUCUUCCAUUAUAUAAUCUCGCACCAGCCACCUCUAUCCCGUCAUUUGGGUCAACUUCAGCGCCUACCCCUCUUCCAUUAUCUAAUCUCGCACCAGCCACCUCUAUCCCGUCAUUUGGGUCAACUUCAGCGCCUACCCCUCUUCCAUUAUCUAAUCUCGCUACUUCUUUACUUCCGUCUAUUUCAACAACCCCUGACCUCACGCAGAUUUCUGCUCCGGCAUCCACUACACUAGCUUCUUGUGCCUCAUCAAUCUCCCCCUUAAUUGUUUCAACUUCCGUAGUGACUCCCACGCAAGCUGCUACUUCUGCCGUAACCGCCGUUUCCCCUUCCGUCGCUCGCCCGACACUUCCUAAGGACAAAUCUGCGUAUACCACGUCGCGAGCCGAACCUAACUCGUCACAAACUAUUACUAAACGGCACAUCCGAUGUGAAUUUAUUAAAUUAAUAAGUAAAAUUACUGUACUAGAUGAAGAAUUAAAACAAAUGUGUAACAGAACCGUGAAAGGAAUUCAUACGAAUUCUUUGAAAUUUCAAGAAUCUAUGAAACCUCUUUACGACUAUUGUUUAUUAAAAAACAAUGACGUAGCCGUAGAGGCAAAUUAAAAUUAGCUAAUUGUUUUGCUUAGGCCCAAUAGUACUUAUACUUUUAGGAUUGUACCGUUCCAGGUCAUCGGGGUGCUUUAAACAAUAGACGAUUUUAUGUUUACUCUAUAAUUAUCCACUCCGUACCAUAGAAUAUCCGAAAUAAUGUAAUGUUACUCACUAUGAAAAUAAUGAACGCAAUGAGAUUGCCCACCCCUGGAUGUGCUCUCGGGACGUAACUCCGACAAUUAUGUACAGCCUCGGCUCGACCAAAGAUUAAAAAUAAACUCUCAUACAUC